CUCCAGGCUUAAAAAUCCUACUUUAACAUGUCUCCUCCCCUUCAUCUACACUGAUUGAAGUGGAUUGAACAGGUGACAUCAAUAAGGGAUCAUAGCUUUCACCUGGAAUCACUUGUCUUGGAAAUAGCAGGUGUUCCUAAUGUUUUGUACACUCAGUGAACAUCACUCAGCCAUUUCCUAACAUACAGUGGGGUUCAAAAUUAUUGGCACCCUUGAUAAAGAGGAGCAAAAAAUACUUUAUAAAAUAAAUAAUACAAAUACUGAGUUAUUUUGUAUUCUCAAUUUAAACACAUAUUGAGAAUAUGAUUUUAUACAAAUACAAUUGCUCAGAGAAAGAUUUUGUUUAACAUGUAAUAUUUGUUUUCUCAAACAGAUAGGGGAGAACAUUGUCACCGCUAAGUUGAGUAUUUAGUCAUUUUUAUUAUAAAUUGAGAAUAGAAUAUGCUUCUAAACAUUAUUGUGGAUGCUACCAUGAUAACGGAUAAUAUUGAAUGAAUUGUGAGUAAUGACGAGUGAGAAAGUUACAGAGGCACAAACAUCAUAACACCCAAGUCAUGCUAACCUCUCACCAUUACCAAUAAUAGGGAGGUUAGCAUGUCUUGGCCGUAUUCAUUUUGUGCCUCUGUAACUUUAUCGCUCAUCAAUGCCACAAUUCAUUAUUUACCAUUCAUUUCUAUUGGGCACAAAAUAAUCUGAAACACAACCAAAACAAACUGCAAAUGCAUCCAACAAGUUUGUAGUCACAAACUUGAUGUAGUCAUUGCGUGCUAGGAAUACCCAACCGAGUACUAAACUUUUAACUACUUUGACAACAGGGGUGCCAAUUAUUUUGACCCUUAUGCUUUUGAGAGAAAAAAUAUUACUUGUUAAACAAACUGUCUUUAUCUGAGCAAUUGGAUUCGUGUAAAAUAAAAUAAUUUUCCAAAAUGUUUUGCUCAUCUUUGUCAAGGGUGCCUAUCUUUUUGGAGGUGACUGUAUAUUAAAUCAUGUGUGGAAAUGGCUAAAAUGCUCACAUUUGACAUUGAUUUUAAAGAGCAUUAUCAUACUGGAUGUGUUUGGGGAAAAUGGAUUAGGAUGAUAGCGUAUAUUCCUGUGGUUUAGGGCUGUUCAUGUGAUUAUAAACCCUGGCACUGGGUAAACAGCUUGAGGAUAUAUAUUCUAUCUAUGGCAUGGAGGACCCCCUGCUCUAAAUGGAUCAUUACACUGCAUGCUUGUUAACAGCUUUGCAUCACUGCCAAUCAUGUAAAGAUUACAACCAUGAGUUUAAUUAAAAGGGCAAUGUGUGUGUGUGUGGUGUGUGUGUGUGUGUCUGGUUGUGUGUGUGUGUGUGUGUCUGCUUGUGUGUGUGUGUCUCGCUCUCGCUUUAAUAAUGCCAUCUUAGAAAUGGAGCAACAGUAGGGAAAGGGAUCCCUAUUAACAUAUCAGCCCCACGAUGACUGAAGAGAGAGGAGACCUGGAGCUUGUUUACAGUACAUGUCACCGAAAUCUAAUCCAUGCAUCAAAAUGAAAUGAGCCGAGGACAAUGCUCUCCGUAUGUGAUCACACUGGCUGUAUAUCUACAAAACUACAGCUCCCACCUGUUUUGGAUUAAUAGCAAGCAGGGUUUGCAAGCAACACUUUUAUUUCGAAGAAUAUUCACCUGUUCUGGUAUAAACAGGAUGAGCAGUCAUUUCUAUUUAAUGCUAUUUGUUUUCAUUCUCACAGGUACGUAAUUUGCUUUUUGUGUGCCUUUAUAUGAUAUAUGUAUGAUUGAUGAUAUGUUGGUGGGCUCCUUGCUGCUUGUGGUUUUCCCUGCAAGGCAAUGAUGUUAAGCAAAAGAUAUUGGUAAUAGUUCAUGGUAAUGGCUAAAGAGUGAUUUUCACUGCAGCUAUUGUUCUGAGGCUACUAAUAGGUUAACAGUAGACCCGUGUCCUUAUUGGCAGAUGAAUCAUGAUAUUGUCCCUGUUAAGGCUGGAAUAAUUGCUAGUUAUUUGCUACAGUGUACAACACAUUCGGGAAUUGGAGUGCAUUCCAAAUGAGUUUCUUACUAAAAACGUGACAUAGUAAUGAAUAUUGAUCUGUUUGGGUCGACUUAAAUGAACCCAAGCUGGAUAUUUCGCCAUGCAUGAUUAAACAUUUCUGCAUUAUGUUGAUUGAUAUUAACCAUCUUCAUAGGAAAUGAUUUCCAAUUUGUGACAUCCAAAAGACGAUUGACUCAGAUUUAUCUCCUUGUAGUGCAAGCUGAAAAUGGAGACCUGCAAGGUUAUCCCUAUCCGUCCCCGCCAGCAGCAGCAGAAGUUCCAGUCUCAAUAGAGUCUGUGUCUAAAGAGCACAACAACAAAGGUCAUGGUGGAGCAGUAACAAUGCCCACAGAGAAUAGCCACCUCCAGACUGUGGCUGUAAGUGCAUCCCCAGGGACAGAUUUGUUCCAUACGCCACAUGAAAGGAACAAUUUCACGAACGCCACAACUGCUGAAGAUGCAAUUGCUGCUUCAUCAACUGGAGGCUUUGUUUGGAAAGAGGGCUCCGAUUUACCUAUGCCAGCUGAGGCCACUGAAGCAAAUCUCACAUUGAUCUCUAAUUAUGAAGCUCUAUUUGAAUCGAUGAAGAAUGGCACCGUGAUGCCUGUGGCUCAUUUGUCCAAAGGCGUGGAGGAAGAGAAAGAGAAAGCCUCAGAAUUGCCGCUUCACUCUCUACUUGUUAACAGGAAUCAAAGAAUCGCUGAGUCUAUCACUCGUAUGUCCACACGACGGAGGCUGGGAGUACCUAUGGUGACUGCCACUCGUCCUCACAUAAUUGAUAACUGGGCCAAGUCAAAUGACAAUGAGGAAAAACGAGGCCAAGACGCAGAUGAAAAUGGGAUUUUGGAAUUGAGUGAGUCAGAAUCCAUCUUGCGUGACAGAAAGGAAGUUUCUUUGACUACGGAGCGCGUGAUGACAAACAUGUGUUUGAAUUGCCUGCAAGAAAAAAAGCCAUCGUCAACAGAAGAAAUGGCUGUUCUGUCUGCGUUGUUCGACCGAGGCAGCUCACUCAGUCUUGGAGGAAAUGGAAAUAUGCUUACUGUAAACUCCAGUCACCACAAGGCCUCAAUGCCGAGCUCAUUUGAAGCGACAACAAAGAAACAAGAGGACAGAACAGUAGUAUUUGAUGGUGCCAAAACAUCCAAAAAGAGCACAUUUGAUUUCUCUGUAAAUCUUUUGGAUGGGCUAGAUUAUGAGUUCAUACCACCCCUUUCCUCAUUAAACUCUGAAAUGAAUCUCAGUAAAACCAUGUUGAAUGAUUCAUUUGCUAGUACAUCUUUCUCAACGAUUGAAGUCAAGGCAAACACAACCAGAACAGUGUUUCUUACUUCAAAGGUGGAAAAUAUGACAGUUUCCAGAUUGAGUGAUAUUAGCAAAUCUUUUGAUAAAAGGUUGUUAUCAACAACCAGCAUGCCUUAUCCUUUAACUUCAGAGAUCUUUCACACUUUAUUAUUAUCAUUGAGAGAUAAAGAAGAAAAGAUAUCUGGGAAGACUGUGAAUCUCAGAAACCAGUCAGAAUUGGUUUCUCAAAUCCAAGAUAAUUCAUCUCUAAAACUACAAAACAUGUCCUCCAAUUUACUUCAUAGUUUUCUUGGCAAUCACACGUUGGCGGGUGUUGACAUUACAGAUAAGGACACAGAGUUUAGUUUAGAAAAUGGGGGAGGGGAAGAGCGGGAGCAUGCUGUUGGGCAAGUUAUGACAAUUCCUCUCACCAAUGCUCCAUCUCCUUCUGUCCAUGUUCUCUCUGAUCAGAACAUUGAAAACAGUGGGAUUAAUGACCCCAACAGUGGGGUUAAUGACCCCAACAGCGGGGUUAAUGACCCCAUCAGUGGGGCUAAUGACCCCAACAAUGGAUCAAUGAUAAGUGGUAUGCUAGACUCGUUUAAUUCUCUCUUUAGCCAAGCUCGUGAAAUAAUCACGUCAAAAAGCCACACCACUGGCCACAUUGACGAAUCAGCCUUGCCUAUGAGAAUGCCAUCAAUCGAAAGCCAAAGUGCAGCAACAUCCUUCCGCUCUACGAGGCAGACCACGGCAGCUGUCAAAGUUCCUCCUGCCUCUCAGGCUCUGACAGGGAGUGCGAAAUCUUUGAUGUCUGUGUUGAGUACCACUGGCCACCUGCCAGCACAGCCCAGUGUUCUGUUCAAAGAGAAGCAGCCUAUGAGCCUCCUGCCAGACGUCCCUAACAUGCAACGUGCAUCUGUAACUAUGAUGAGAACAUUGUCCAAAAAGCCAUAUUCUAAGAGUGCCGACAAUGUAAACGGUAUCGAUAAACUGACUGCGCCUCCAGUUGUUUUGUCACAGACAGUGAAGCCAAGUCCUAAAGUAAAUGCUCAGUUGCCCAGAACAACAGAGAAAGGACUUACGCUUUCCGCAAAGCGUAUUUCUGAAACCACAAGUAAGUUAGACAUUCAUGUGUCCGCCAUGAUGACGACAACAACACAUGUCGAUGUGAAAAGGUCAACCGAGCAAAGGCUUGCCGUAGGUCGCGGUGACAUCAAGUCGAGUGGUGACACCUUUCGAAUCUCUGCCGACAGUGCUGGGAACCUUGAACCACCUAAAGAAUUGAAAAAUGUGAACAUACCAAAGCUGAAAAACAACAGAGGACAGGAGUCUGACUUCUCUCAGCCUCAAGGUUCUCUUGAGGAGGUGACAGAAAUGACAAUGGACAAGAGCAGUACUGUUCACCAUGGGAUAAUGAAAACCACAGAAAGGCUGGCUCGAGAGGGAAAACGCACUUCUCCAAACAUGUCUCCCUCCCAUCUUUUAAUGAAACUGUUGGGAGCAACGGCAAGAGACAUUCAUCGGGCUGAAAAUCUCUCUGAAUCGCUGGGAGAAGAAAAUAAGUCAUUCUCCAGCCAAGCGCCAAGUCAUAAAAUGCCAGUGCAGACUGUGAUAACCCCAAGCCAGACACUAUCACGAAUGGUAUCUUUUAAUAAGAAACCACAUAUUGUGUCCAAACCACAGCAAAUCUCUGCCCAUAGGGUCACGCUUACAACGUAUGCGGAUGUGUCAACAAAACAUAAGCAAAGCUAUCAGCAAAGACACUCAACAAAAGGUAAAAAACAAGUAUUCAUGACGACUUCCUCGCGAAGCACAGGCCCUCCAAAUCAAAUCAGAAAUGUGAAUGCAACAUUUAACGUCUCCCCAGAGCGUGUGAAAUCAACAUUCUCUACACCUGACAGUGUUGGAAAUCUGUUUUCACUUAGCGCUGCAAAAUCAUUACUCCCAGUUGGGCAGUCAACUAUUCAGCCUAAUAUUGCAGUAAAGACAUAUACUUCCCACCCAACAGUAAUUCAACAUGUUUCUGCUCAAAAGCAUCACAUAAGCAUUUCGACAUCGACAACAUCAGGAAACUCAGUCUCUCAGUCCAUAAGUGUUGGAAAACAUCUACAGCGUGUAGGACCGGCGACACCUCUCUUUGACAUUGUUAAAGAGGACGUCGUGACCUCUGACAUCACUGAGGCAUUAAAGGGGAGCCACCUUGUUCCCCUCUUACCGCCUCGUCCGUAUAAUGACACAUCGACUAGUCCACCCACCGACAAUUACUCGCCCACGGGGCCACUUACCGCCAGCCUGGCUUUGCAUCAUCGCCAAGGGCAAUCUUCUUCUGAGAUAAUGCCUUUCGGCGCUCCAUCUCAAAGCCAAUGGGACUCGUUUACAGAUUCGGAGGAGAAAGAGGAACGGCAUUCAAAUGCCUCACAUGCUUCUGCCGAUAACGAGCAAAUAAGCCCUUCAGAGGCUCCAAUAGUGCAUGAAGUGAAAAGUGAGCAUUCUGGGUUUAGCACAUGGGCGGCGCCGUUCGCUACCGAUAGUUCAGCUGUCACCAGCCACAUUAACUUAACUCAAUCACGACCUGAUGAGACCAUGGGAUUGAGGGCCAAGGAACCCACCCUGCCACGUGCACUACUGCACCAGACCACUAAUGGGGUCGGGAAUGACCAUGCUUUGUCUGGAGUAAGUCCAGCGCAUGAGUCUGGUAGAAAGCUCCUGGGGUCUGGGAGUGGGUCAGAUCCAUUGGCCUUGCACCAGAGAAUUGGGUUAUCAUCCCCUGAUCUCCUCACUGGAUUAGCGGUCAUUUCCGAUGAUAUUUGUGCCACUGGAAACUACACGGCCGAGAUGAACUUGAACCUGGAGCGCAACGUUCUGCCCGGAGACUUGGUCCCGGCUCUGGGGAUUCUCCAAGUGGUCAUCAACCUGAAAACCAACAACAGCCAGGUGAACCUAGAGAUAAAGUCCUGCUGUCUCUCGCCCACUGUUCAGCUUGACGACAUCAACAUAACCUGUUAUGUGUUUUCCAGGUUACCGCUGAACCCGCGAGGAAUCAGGCUGUUACCCAGCAUCCUGUCAAAGCGCGCCAGCUUCACCAUCAGUCUCUUCCAGAUGAUUAAUUACUCCAUGGCAUACCUACACUGCGAUCUGAGCAUCUGCCUCAGGAACCAUACCGAGUGUGAGAGGCAGUGUCUGCAGCACAGAGACCUCCUCUCUGAAGCGGGUCCAGAGGCUAUCACCAAUCUGAGGAACCGCAUAUCCUUUGGUCCCAUGUUGAAAGGAGCAGAGAAUUCUUCUCUCCCGGGGGAGAUGGAUACAGCAGCUGAGAUGGAGAUUAUGCUUGUCAUCCUGGGGAUGGUGGUGGGAUGUUCGCUGAUGACGGGGACACUGCUGCUUCUCUGGAUGGCCUAUAGACGGCGGAGGGCCGAUUGGAUGGUUUACUCAGAGUCCAGAGCGUGCUGCGGCUGCCUGCGUAGAGGAGACAUGAUCUUACCAUAGCCAAGUAGGAGACAAUGGUCAAUCACUUCAGCCUGCAGACCAGACCAGACCCUGACCAGAAUCAAUCCAAUUCACUCCUAUCACACGUGACACCCGGGCAGAGCUUCUGUGGUCCCAUAUCUCACUCCCUUCACCGACGCAGUGAAUGCCUUACCUUUACCCUGUAGUAAUAUGACACAGAAACACAUGUACGGAACAGAUUACCUGAUGGUCGUUUAUCUUGGUCAAUUUUUUUGCAUGGUAACAAUUGCUAAUUCACCAAACAACCGCGCACAGUGAAGAUGAAUUGACGAUCAAGAGUGUUUUAUGAUCAUGUGAAUUUUAACACGAUGUGCGUAUUGUGUAUACACCAUAUUCUUACUUCUAGUCUUUUCUUGUACUAAGUCCUCUAAACCUGCCACUAUCUGGAAGUAAUUGUUUGUUUAAAAAAAAAAGUGUAUUAUCCUCUCAAUGAUUCUCAAUCAUCAUCUCAAGCAUGACGCGUAUUAUCAUACCAAUUCUGGCCAAUUGCUUUUAAAAACAAUACAGAUCACGGGCUACUUUCACUAAGACACAAAUGACACCGACAAUUUAUGAACAUCUCUGUCUGCAUUACUUCAUCAUGAACCAUAUUACCUCAAAUGCUACAACAGUUUGUUCCUGAUUUGCCACAACCUCAAAUGAUUAAACAACUUCCACAAUG
This is a messenger RNA of Oncorhynchus keta (chum salmon), 7449 nucleotides long. RefSeq names its product uromodulin-like 1. The record is from RefSeq and is a predicted model, not a curated record. The transcript has 5 exons. Bases 2343 to 6767 code for a protein of 1474 amino acids. Lineage: Eukaryota; Metazoa; Chordata; Actinopteri; Salmoniformes; Salmonidae.